Oncorhynchus keta (chum salmon) is the source of this 1525-nucleotide messenger RNA. RefSeq names its product mitochondrial elongation factor 2 (gene mief2). Gene Ontology annotation, cellular component: mitochondrial outer membrane. NCBI's taxonomy places the organism in Eukaryota, Metazoa, Chordata, Actinopteri, Salmoniformes, Salmonidae. Bases 116 to 1525 code for a protein of 469 amino acids. Gene Ontology annotation, biological process: mitochondrion organization; positive regulation of mitochondrial fission. The record is from RefSeq and is a predicted model, not a curated record. The transcript has 9 exons.
CAAAUCAAUACAUAAAGCACACGAGGGAACACAAGCAUACAUAGAUUACAAACAAUGGACAAUCGAGCUAGGGGGUACAAUAUCACAUUACAAUUACACAAGGACCUUAAGGAAUAUGCAUAUACCUACAAUUCUAACAGCUUUUUUGUCCCGCCUGCCAGAUCUUACAACCGUGACAGGUGACUCUGCGGGACAGGAAGUGAUGGACUUCCGGUGGGGGAGGAGCCGGGGCGAGGAGGGCAUCGCCGUGGUGAUAAACUUCCUGCUGGCUAAUGCCCGAUUGGUCCUGGGAGUGGGAGGGGCCGCGGUGCUGGGCAUCGCUACGUUGGCUGUCAAGAGGUUGAUAGAACGUGCGGGCCGAGCGGCGGAGGACGAGAAGGUGGAACAGAAGAUGUCAGAGAGCUGGGAGGAGCUUGGCUUAGUCUCCGCCUCCCCCAAGUCCAUAAGGAAGGGGCUGGAGAGUGUGGUCAUGAAACAUGUCGCCAAGGCAACCAAACCACAGAAAGCUGACCUGUGCCAGCCCCAGCAGCAGAAGUCUAGUCUGAAUGAGAAGCCUGUCAACGCAGCAGAGCCCCAGAGACCCAAGAGCCUACAGCUGUCUCUCACCCUGCAGGACCAUUGCCCUGUUAGCUGCAAGCUGCCCUGUUGGUGGCAGGCGAGCUUGAUUCAGCUCCAGCAGUAUUACUCAACCAGAGCAGCUUUAGCCCCAGAGGUCGUCCACAGAGCUGAGAGUCUCGCGCUAGAUAUCUGUAUAGAGGUACAAGGCUUCCUGCACAGCACAAACCCUGACAUGCCUCUGGGAGAGAUGUCACUGGGAGGGUCCCUGCUCGACGACCUACAGGUGGUGAGAGCGGACCAUGCGUGCCUGCUGGUUCCCCUCCAGCUAGAACCCAGUCUGUGGAGACUGAUCCCUGGGGAGGAGACUCUCCUAACACACCCUCUACACUGGAUGGUCCGGCGGGUCAACCUGGUGAUGAACUACUGGGACCGGUUCCUAGUAGGAGGGUAUCUGUCCUGCCGGGCGCUGGUGAGCAUGCUCAGUAAGGCUGUGAUGGAAACCAUGAACUGGCCGUCUCUCUCCUCCACUCUGGACUGUCUGGUCAGGCCUGUCCUCGGGGGAGAUGAACUGAAACUAGAGAUACGACCAGAGCGAGGUGAUACUCUCUUCAUCUCCGUAGUGCCGGUGCUGAGGGAGGCAGACGUGGUCCUGACUGCCCAGGUAGAGUUAACCCAGCCCUGGGAUAGUGCCUGGCACCUCUCCCUCUACCCUUGGGAGACCCAGCGCCUGACCCAGCUUGACUCCGCUGACCAGGGGGUCCGACGCGCCCUCCUCAAAACCCUCAAAGCCGUCUGCCGACGCUGUCCCGCCCUGCGACCCCUCACCGCCGCACCGCUGGCCAACCUCAUCCUCCACCUCAGCGACAAGGACGUGGAUUGGUCGGAGGGUUGUCUGAGUGGGCGGUUCCAGCAGUGUGUGUGGGAGCUGAUAGGCUAUCUGGAACAGGGGGUGUUACCAGGCUACUAA